This is a messenger RNA of Helianthus annuus (common sunflower), 2416 nucleotides long. RefSeq names its product receptor-like protein kinase FERONIA. The coding region runs from base 14 to 2305 and encodes 763 amino acids. Lineage: Eukaryota; Viridiplantae; Streptophyta; Magnoliopsida; Asterales; Asteraceae. The record is from RefSeq and is a predicted model, not a curated record. Gene Ontology annotation, molecular function: protein kinase activity; ATP binding. The transcript has a single exon. Gene Ontology annotation, biological process: protein phosphorylation.
UAUCAACCACAUCAUGUCCCCCUUCAGUUUACCACUAUUUUCUUUGCUAAUCCUCUUCAUCACCAUGAUCACUGGAACCACGCAACCAUACAAAGCUACCGAUUACUUCUUCCUCGACUGUGGCUCAUCCUCCACCAACACUUACAGCCAGAAAUGGGACCGAGAUAACAAAGACAACUUUUUCCCUUAUUCCACCACGCGAAUCCUUAAAACCACUUCGUUCACCUACACUUUUCUUGUCACUAAAGGUCCAAAAUUCCUUCGACUCUAUUUCAAUCCAGACACAUACUCCAGCCGCAAUCCAAACCCGCCUUUCUUCUCUGUAUCAUCCAACGGCUACUCUCUUUUAACCAACUUCAGUGCUUCGUUAACUACUUCAUUUCUGGCUAAGACCCACUCUUCCCAGGUAAUUCCCUACUUUGUCAAAGAAUUCCUUAUCCAUGUAAACAAUACACAAAUCCUAAAUGUUACGUUUACUCCCUCGCCUAACUCGUAUGCCUUCAUCAACGCUAUUGAAGUUGCUUCAAUGCCUGAAAAUCUGUAUUUUAAUGCUAAGACUCCUAAAUACAUUAAUCAGCUUAAAGGACCAGUUAUUGGUAACAACACCGCCCUUGAAAACAUUUACAGGCUAAACAUGGGUGGGGGACAAAUAUCUGGUUGCAAUGAUACCGGUAUGUUCCGAUCAUGGGAUCCAGAUAAUAACUACAUCUACGGACCAGGGACAACGCAGGUUUAUGAUACUCCCAUCAGGUAUACCAUGGAUACACCGAAUUAUACCGCACCUGAGCUGGUUUAUCAAACCCAAAGGAGUAUGGGCAAGCGGGCCAACAAAUACAAUCUAACUUGGAUACUUCCUGUUGAUUCUGGAUUUUAUUACAUGCUCCGGCUCCAUUUUUGCAACAUUAUACCAAGAUACACCGAAAUCGGUCAGGUUGUUUUUACAAUCUUCAUUAAUAACCAAACUGCUGAGCAGGAUGCUGAUCUAUUCUAUUGGACGCAAGGUAGCGGGUAUCCUGUGUACAAGGAUUAUAUUGUGUUUGUCAAUGAUCUCGAUGGCCACCAAAGCAGGCAAGAUUUGUGGCUUGCAAUGCAUCCUAGUCCUUAUAAACAUCAAUAUGCCGAUGCUUAUUUAAAUGGUUUAGAAGUUUUCAAGUUAAGCAAGGACCAUAAUCUUUCAAGCCCAAACCCGAAACUUAGUCUAGGCAACCUACAACAAAGUUCCAUUAUAGAAGGGAACAACAAGACUCCAUUAUAUGCCAUAAUAAUUGGUGUUUGUGGAAUUUUAGUCUUGUUGUCUAUUGUACUUAUAGUUUUACUGCAAAAAAGGGGAGUCAAACACCACAAUACCACCUGCGAUCAGCAAUCACAGGCUCAAAUUUCUAGCGAUGCAACACUGCCAUCAAAUCGUUGCCGUCGAUUUACACUUCAAGAAGUCAAAACUGCUACCAAUGAAUUUAAUGACAAUUGUUGCAUUGGCGGCGGAGGGUUCGGUAAGGUGUAUAAAGGGUACAUGGACAACGCUACAACCACCGUAGCAGUUAAACGCCUCAACCUGUCAUCCAGCCAGGGUUUACGAGAAUUCAUAACAGAAAUAUUGUUAUUAUCUAUACUACGCCACGUCCAUCUAGUGUCUAUGAUCGGAUACUGUGAAGAUGAUGGAGAAAUGGUACUUGUGUAUGAAUACAUGGCCCAUGGGACUCUACAGGAACAUCUCUACAACACGAACAAACCUCCUCUCUCAUGGAAAAGACGUCUCGAUAUUUGCAUUGGUGCAGCCAAAGGGUUGCAUUAUCUCCACUCGUGUGAAAAGCGUGCAAUAAUUCAUCGGGAUGUCAAGUCCACAAAUAUUUUACUGGAUGAAAACUGGGUUGCUAAGGUGUCUGAUUUUGGUUUAUCAAAGCUAGGCUCCAAAGAUCCAUUAAAAGCACAUGUUAGCACCGCGGUUAAGGGUAGUUUUGGGUAUAUAGAUCCUGAAUAUUGCCGAACCAAACAAUUGACAGAGAAGUCUGAUGUGUACUCAUUUGGAGUGGUUCUUUUCGAAGUGUUAUGUGCAAGACCGGCUGUCAUUCAAUGUGCGAGAGACGAACAAGUGAGCUUAGCAGAAUGGGCCAAGAGUUGUAAUCGAAAGGGAACACUACAAGAAAUCAUUGAUCCAAAACUUAGAGGUGAGAUUGCUCCUGGGUGUUUAAGGAAGUUUGGAAAGGUAGCAAGUAGUUGCUUGCAUGAGGAAGGGAGAGAAAGACCUGCAAUGGAGGAGGUGGUUUGGGGACUACAGUUUGCACUGGAACUACAAGAAUGGUCAUGAGACAAUAUCACAAAAUCAAUAAGAUUCAGUGACUAGUAGGUACUCCUAUUAUACAGGUGAAAUUUUCUUUUCACUUAAAUAUCCUAGUAAUUAAUAGGAUUUCAGGUUAAA